AUGGUAAUGAUGAUGGACUACACGAUCCAGCAUCCCUCCUGUGUGUGCUCUGGGUCAUUUGCAAGACCUCGCUAUCCAACACAUCAUCACCGGCCACCGCCACGUCACAAGCGAUCCACUGCCAACUGCGGGUCAAGUUCGAACAAGGCCGGUCUGAACAAGUUGGUGGAGUGGAGGUUGACUCCUCGUGCAACCGAUAAGGUCAGCCCCGCCGCCGCUCACAACGACUUGACCCAACGUCCAGAUAGCGGCCUUUUGUCUGAACGCUUCAAUGCGACGCUGCUGACAGGACAGGGCUCGCGGACAGGUAGAAGGUGGCCCUGGCAGGCGAGCUCAGGGUGGCGUUUGGCGGGCGCGGGUGCUCGGGCCUGCGCGGGCCUGACAUAA
Molecule: messenger RNA, 387 nt
Organism: Marchantia polymorpha subsp. ruderalis
Lineage: Eukaryota; Viridiplantae; Streptophyta; Marchantiopsida; Marchantiales; Marchantiaceae
Source: the annotation of a GenBank genome assembly